GACGUAUUGAACUUCUUGUAGUUUUCGUUUUUCACUGCCCCGGAGGAACAGGCGCGCCGUCACGCCAUAUUCAGUGGUUAGCUAUCCAGCUACGUACAGAGCGGGUUCUGUUCUCCUAUUAACAGAGUAAACAUGGGACGAAAGAAGAAGAAGCAAAUGAAGCCGUGGUGCUGGUAUUGCAACAGAGAUUUUGACGAUGAAAAGAUUCUUAUUCAGCACCAGAAGGCAAAACAUUUCAAGUGUCAUAUAUGCCAUAAAAAACUGUACACGGGUCCAGGUUUAGCAAUUCACUGCAUGCAGGUUCAUAAAGAAACCAUAGACGGGGUACCCAAUGCGAUCCCGGGAAGGACGGACAUUGAAUUGGAAAUAUACGGCAUGGAAGGCAUUCCCGAGAAAGACAUGGAAGAGAGGAGGCGAGUGCUGGAGCAGAAAACGCAAGCCGAGAGCCAGAAGAGGAAGCAGAACAACCAGGACGACUCGGAUGACUACGAGGAGGACGAGGAGCCCGGCCCUUCCUCCCAGCAGCCCGUCGCGCAGCCCCAGACCGGCUACAUGCCCCCCAUGACCCAGCCGGGCAUGCCCCCCGUGCACGGGGCCCACGGAAUGCCCCCCGCCACCUACGCGGGCAUGCCUCCCAUGAUGCCUGGCGUUCCUCCAAUGAUGCCCGGCGUUCCUCCCAUGAUGCCAGGCAUGCCACCUGGCAUGAUGCCAAUGGGUGGCAUGAUGCCGCCUGGACCCGGGAUGCCCCCGAUGAUGCCAGGCAUGCCCCCAGGUAUGCCCCCGCCCGCAGGUAUGCAUCGGCCCGGCAUGCCCCCCAUGCCCCACGUGCCCCCCGUCACGGCGCCGGGCAUGCUCAAUCGACCGGCUGUGUCUGCUGCCACGGCAACCGCGCCCCAGCCCGCCGUGUCCAAACCGCUGUUCCCCAGCGCCGGACAGAUGGGGAGCCUCGUUCCGAGCACGAGCGCAAAAUCGGGGCCCCCGAGCGCCGAGGCGGGGCCCGGGCCCGAACCCCCCAAAGCCCUGUUCCCUAGCGCGGCACAAGCCCAGCAGGCCGCUGUGUCAGGACCCGUCGGCACGGAUUUCAAACCCCUCGCCGCGGCCUCCUCCGCCUCAGAUCCCCCCAAACCGACAUUCCCGGCUUACAGCCAAUCACCCGCCGCCACCGCCUCCACCUCCACCAGCACAGUGUCCAAGCCGCCGGCCGCGGUGACCAGUAAGCCCGCCACGCUCACCACCCUGAGCGCAACCAGUAAGUUGAUCCACCCUGAUGAGGACAUCUCACUGGAGGAAAGGAGGGCCCAGCUGCCCAGGUACCAACGGAACAUUCCCAGGACAGGACAAGCCCACAUGGCCGCCCCUCCUGGGGCACCAAUGGGUGCCAUGAUGCCCCCCCAGCAGGCCAUGCCCCCACAGCACCCCAUGCACGGUCAGUAUGGGCCCCCCCCCCAGGGAAUGCCCGGGUAUAUGCCGGGUGGCAUGCCUCCGUACGGGCAGGGCCCCCCAAUGGUGCCCCCUUAUCAAGGUGGACCCCCCCGGCCCCCCAUGGGCAUGAGGCCCCCUGUCAUGUCUCAGGGAGGGCGCUAUUGAUGCUGAACCGCCACCUUUCAAUAGCGAUGCCAUUGGAACUGGCUGGGUCUCAGUGUAGCCCUGUUCAGCCGGAGGCAAGUCCCACCUUUUCUUACCUUUCUCUCCCUUAUCGAGGGCUUUCACAGCCUCUGGCGGCUGUUGGAUUACUGCGUCCCCAAACUUUUUAGCGAGUUUGGUGAAAGCCCUUGCGUUAAUUCCCAACUAGAUUCUAGAUCCCGGCUUGUGUCUGACUUCAAAACAUUUUUGUUAAACGUAUAUAUAUACAUAUAUAUUUAUAUACAGUGCACAGAAAAGCAUAGUUUUGUAUAAUAAUAAUAAUAAUAAUAAUAAUAAAACGAAUACAAUUUUAAUUCUUCUGACAGCCUUGUUGAGGCGGAAGCACUGUUCUGUCGGUUUAGCACAGUCGUCGGCUAAGUGACGGGACGGUGGGAGAGUGAACCCGGUGGCUUCAGCGUACAAAGCCGUGGGUUUUGUGGAUGGUUUAACUUUCCUUGUAUUCCUGCUGUAUUUGUUUAUCCAAUAUUCAGGUAUUUAAAAAAUGCAAAAGGAUUGCACAAAUCCGUUAAUUUGGCUUUUUAAAUUAAAUUCUGCUCUGAAAAUAAUUUGUGUAGAACUUUUCAUACAGAAAUGCAGUUCCGUGCUUCAUAGAAAAAAAGGCAAUGCAGGCAUAUACGCACACAUGCAUACAUGGAUACACCAAGUUAAAAAAUUCUAAAUAUUAUAAAAUAGGGUUGCGGAGAAUAAGCAUCAUAAUAAAAUUUAAAUAUACAGCAAAAAAAAACGAAUGAAAGAAUUUAAAACCUAAUGAAAAAGGUAUGUUUUGAGCUGCGUUUUAAGAAUGCCUGAUGUGUGUAAGUGCUCUAUAGUUUUGGAGCAUAAAAGUUAAAAGCACUCUUGCCAUUGUUUGAUGCCUUGAAAUAGGUAUAUUGAUUAAGCCGGCUGUGCAGACUCAAGAUCUUGAGCUUGUACCUUGAAAAGAAAUGCGAUCCUGGAUGUAAGAAGGUGCUAGACCAUUAUUGCUCCACAAACAAAAGUAGUAAAACUUUAAAUAUGAAAAUUUGUAAUAUAAUGCCAGUUAGUGAGGCAUUCAAUCAGUAAUUUGUCUGGUUACUGGAUUUUAUAUCGGGACAAUGGACUUCCCAGUGAAUGAUUAAAAAAGAAUUAAUAACAUUGACUUUCCCAUUAAAAUUCGAACAGUCCCCCUUCACGAUCUCACGCGCCGCGCCCAAAAUGCUUCCUUCCUCAGGAUUAGCAUCACGCGAGUGAGCGAGUGCGUGAGUGCGCGAGUGAGUGAGUGUAAAUGUGGCCGAAGGUUUCGCAGUUUUGGGCAAGCGCUGGGCUCAUUGCAUCCCCGCUGUCUCACGCUGUUUGUCUCUCAGCUGUAGCGGCAGCAGCGGCGGCAGCGGCGGCUUCUCUUCUCUUGUGUUACUCGGGUAACGAGGGGGGAAGUUCCGCGAAAGCAGGCGAUGCAGGUUGGUUUUCCGUGUAAGUACCCGGCUGUGCCUUAGAUUAGUGCGUUUGUGUGUGUGUGUGUGUGUGGGUGCUCUGUGGGGGACCUGUGAUCAUGUUACUGUUCUUGCAAUGAGCUUUUAAAAGAUGUCAGCUUUUGAUAAAGAGAAGAUGUUUUUGGUGUUUUUGUCCUUCCUAACUUCAGCAACUACGCGGAAUAAGUUGAGCGUGGGAACCGGAAGAAUGGCUUAUUUUGCGCUGUUUUGAUUGCAUCUUUUUCCUGACCUGGCACGUGUGCGUAAGGCUUUCAUUUCCAAUUUUCUUUCCAUUUACAUCUUUUCUGUUUGGGCUUUUACCAAUUUUACCAAUAGGUGAAUGGCACGUUGCCAGUGACAUCGUCUGUCAUUUUUAUUGUGCUGAAUGAAACUACUGAAAUCAGCCUCUCUGAUACUCUGCAAUAUUUUUAUUUUUUUUGCUUCAAACAGAAAUAGUAUACUACUGAAUUUGUAUAAAACCCAAAAGCUUGCCCAAAUGGCUCCGUAGACAAGGGUUUCUGUUUUCACUUUUAGCCAAUGAGUGUUGAGAUCUAAUAUACUGAGUUUUUAAAUAAAGUCCUUUUUAAAAAAUAAAAAAAAAUCUUCCAUC
Anguilla anguilla (European eel) is the source of this 3681-nucleotide messenger RNA. RefSeq names its product BUB3-interacting and GLEBS motif-containing protein ZNF207-like. Gene Ontology annotation, cellular component: nucleus. Bases 133 to 1587 code for a protein of 484 amino acids. NCBI's taxonomy places the organism in Eukaryota, Metazoa, Chordata, Actinopteri, Anguilliformes, Anguillidae. The record is from RefSeq and is a predicted model, not a curated record. The transcript has 12 exons.